Molecule: messenger RNA, 1630 nt
Organism: Rubroshorea leprosula
Lineage: Eukaryota; Viridiplantae; Streptophyta; Magnoliopsida; Malvales; Dipterocarpaceae
Source: the annotation of a GenBank genome assembly
AAGCCAUAUCAAUUUUAGUUGGUUAUUGCGGGUCCUUUUUCCAAGAUCCAUAGUAACCAAGUAGGCCUUAAAGGCGAUGGUUUAAUUAAUUAUAAUAAAUCAUAAGCUAGGUUUUAGUUCAUUUCAUUAUCCAAAUUCUAUAGGGGUAAGUUAUAAGAGUGUUAUUACUCAACAAAGCAUUCAAAGCAGAAUGUAGAAUGUAACAUUACAAGUCAAGAGUACCAGGGAGACCAAUCCAUAAUAGAAUCCUUCGUGGGCGGUCCAGAAACCUAGCUUGCCAUGCAGGCUCGUCAUUCUCAUAUACAAAACCACUUUUCAUGUACAGUUUCUUUGCCGGCUCAUUGUUGACAGCAACAUGAACAUACAGAUCAGUUAUGCCUGAAAUGAACAGUGUAAAUUUGCAUACCAGGCCACUUUUCUAGUUGAGAUAAUGCCAUAUCAUAAAAAAAGGUAGGUAUAUGAAACAAUUACUGCAAUCCACUAAAAAGACCAGGAUUUAGAAAAUAAGAGUAGCAUAUGAAUUAUAUCCAAGAAUGAAACAUAUGCAUCAUGAUUCCAGACUUAGAUGGCAAGCACAGAAGAAAGGGAAGGAGGGGAGAUGGCAAUGGCACAUGGGAUAGGCAAACUCUACUCAUCCACUAAUGACAAGAAAGUGGAGAGCUUAGUAUAACUGACCUCAGACAAAAAAAUAAAAUAAAUUUAAAAAAUAAUAAUAAUAAUAAAGGCAGGAAGGAAAUUGAUUUGCCCCAUAGGUGGGUGAAGCGUAUGGACAGAAAUAGUUUUAUAUCAUUAUCAGAUUGUGGAUUGUGGAUAAUGAGAUAAGCCCUUUCCAAGACAACCAAAAAAGGGUAACAUAUAUAUGGUGAAUUCCAGGAUUCAACAAGAAUAGUCAAACCACAUUCAAGGUUAACAAGGAAUAUGGAUUGCUCAUGGACUCAGGAGAGUACAGGCCAUAUAUAUGAGAUAGAUGGUAUACAUGACAGACAGGAAACAAGAGAUUUGCAACAUAGUGGUAUUAAGAAGCCAUUACCCCAUUCUUCAGCAACUAUUUUUGACUUUUUGACAAGUUCAUAACCCAGUCCAUUUCUGUGCAGCUCCUUUGCAACACAUACAUUUGCCAAGUAUCCUCUUGCAAAAUCAGCACUAAACCCCUGUUGAAAUAAAUUCCUAGUGUAGUUCACUUAUGUUAUAAAAAAGAGUCCUUGAAGUACAGGAAAUAAAUAAAUAAGCAAACAUUGCAUGAGGAAAGUCAAUAUUGACAUCGAUUUAGUACCUCUGGUUUCUUUCCAGCUAUUUCAUCAGGAAGCCAAAGGCACUGGUUAAGAUCAAGGGUUCCAACUACUACUCUAUCUUCUCCAUUAUCAGUGAACUAGAGAAGAUGCAGGAGAAAGUAAUAAUGUCAGAUGUUAGAGAUUAAGUACUGGAUUUUGCGAAGCUCAAAAUGUCUCCUCUGCCACGAAAAAUAGCAGCAAAUUGGGGAAUAGAAGUCUUGUCUACAGACAGACUUUCUAGUUAGCUACAUUGUUUUUCAGUUUUUUGAUUUAUUCAUUCAUUGUACUCAGAACCCAAUAGCAACCUUCUGUGUUGCUUUGUAUCAUUGUGUUUUAGGUAAUAAAUUUACAUUUUACCA